Molecule: messenger RNA, 1450 nt
Organism: Drosophila persimilis
Lineage: Eukaryota; Metazoa; Arthropoda; Insecta; Diptera; Drosophilidae
Exons: 5
Coding region: 32-1180 (382 amino acids)
Cellular component (GO): cytoplasmic microtubule
Source: RefSeq, a predicted model, not a curated record
GCACUUAGUUAUACUAUAGUCGGAAUAGAAUAUGUCAAAUACAUCAAUUCGUCCGAUACCUACGCUGAAGGGGAUUUUUUCAGUGCCGCGAGCAGGAGCUAAUCAGGGCCGCAACUUUCUUAAAGAGAAUAAAGUGAGCUUGCGCUCGCUGGAGAAAUCAACAAGUGAAAAACUAGCAGCCAAGGAACCAGUGCGUCCCAAAUGGAUGCCACCUAUGCGCCGCGCUGGCAGCGAGGUACGGGAAUCGAAAACAGGAAGACCCCCGGUGUCCAGACAAAACACCCAGGAAACCAGUCUGCAACGCAACCGUAACCACUCGCGUUCCCAUCACCAAUUGGGUGUGGCUGUUCCAGAUGCUGGCGAACGUUUUGACGGCUUGGAAUCGCGCAAUCCUAUGUGCGAUGACUCGUCGGUGGAAGCACAGAAAGAUUUUGAGCAGUCACCGGACAAAUAUUCAGAACGCUGCAGCUCUUGCGGCACCCAACGCAGCUCCACAAGCAUUGGCAUACAGACAGAAGAUAUCACAGAUGAGCUCUACCUAACAAAUGCCUUAAAAAAAUGCAGUUUUGAUGGUGAUUCUAUGCUGGAUGACCACCCCAAUAAAUAUGACAACAAUUACAGACGGUCCUCCAAUCGUUACGAUAAUAACGAAAACGAGCAUCUUCAGCCCAGUCGGUUCAACAUGAAUGAGUUGAACACAAUGAUACCCUUACCCGACGAUGAUCUGAGAACUGAAGUUGCUUCGGAUGAAGAGGCUCCGCUUAGUGCCCGCAGCCGCUUUACAGUGGCCACAAUGGCGUCAAAUGCUAGCACCACGUCCAUAACAUCGAAGCGUCGCGAGCACAAGCUGGGAUCACGCGACGAAUUGCGUCUUCCGCGCUACCUGGAGAAGGAAAAGCGCGAAAAGGCCGCAGCCAAGGAGCUUGCCGAUGCACGGGAUCCGGACUGUCCACACGGACAUACUCUGCUCUCGGAGGAGGAUCGUGUUGGCCACUUGAACAGCGCAAAGAAGCGCUAUGAUGGUCUAAUCAGUGAGCUUAAUCACAUGCCUAUGACCGCCCAGACUCUGCGGGUGCGCAACCGCAAGGCGGAAAUCGACAAGGAGCUGGGUAUCGUAGAUGAGGAGAUACGCGUCUACUCCAAGCCCAAGGUAUACAUCAGCUCUAGCAAAUAUCAGUAGCUCUGAUGGCUGUACUCGCAACAUCCCAAAGAAGUCUUUGCAUCAAAUGACUGUUAGUUCUACGAUCUCCCUAAAAACUAUCUACUAUGACCUCCGCCGAUCAUGUGCCUUAAGGAGUCUUUAUGAAUGCAUGAAUCUAGUCUUGUGUUAACUAUAUUUAAGAAUAAUUUCGAUGUCAUCAAUGGAGACAGUCUUAUGAAUGCAACCAACUGAAGACUCCAGUAAACACAACAGAAUUUCUACAUUAAAUAAUAAUCUAAAAAAAACUCA